Pangasianodon hypophthalmus (striped catfish) is the source of this 4026-nucleotide messenger RNA. It is a transcript of the gene baiap2l2b, whose product is annotated as BAR/IMD domain containing adaptor protein 2 like 2b. The coding region runs from base 140 to 1645 and encodes 501 amino acids. The record is from RefSeq and is a predicted model, not a curated record. Gene Ontology annotation, biological process: positive regulation of actin filament polymerization; actin filament bundle assembly; plasma membrane organization. Lineage: Eukaryota; Metazoa; Chordata; Actinopteri; Siluriformes; Pangasiidae. The transcript has 15 exons. Gene Ontology annotation, molecular function: protein binding. Gene Ontology annotation, cellular component: cytosol; nucleoplasm.
AGACCAAUUACAGACGCAUCCUCACUCACACACUGAACACAAACGCACACACACACACACACACAUAUUAACUAGUGUGCAGUGUGUUCACGACCAAGAUCUGCAGUCCGGAGACUUUCAGCAUCUACGCGGUAACACAAUGUCUGGAGCUAAUAGUGACCAGCUACACCAGUCCACUCUAAGCAUCUAUUCACACCUGAUGGAACAGUUUAACCCCGGCCUGCUACAGCUGGUCACUUUAGGUAACAGCUACGUCAAAGCUUUUCAAGCAUUGGCGUUGACAAGUGAGGCCUACUUUGGUGCACUGGCGAAGAUGGGAGAGCAGGCUCUCCACACACUCUCAUCCCGCUCACUUGGUGAUGUGUUGAUCCAGAUCUCAGAGACCCAGAGGAAACUUACUGCAGAAGUGGAAGGAGUGUUCCGCUGGUUCCACGUGGAGGUGUUGCAGGCCCUGGAUAAGAACGUCAGGCUCGAUGAGGAGUACAUAGGCGGCAGCAGGAGAGUGUAUGAGCUGGAGGUUAGAAACCAGGCAGCGGCUCUGGAAAGGCAGCUGAGACGAGGAGCAUACAGAGACUCUCUGGAGGGCAGUGAGUACAUGCAGUAUUUGAGGCAGAGCCAGCAUGAGAUCCUGAGAGAAGAGGAGAGGAGAUAUCGCUUUCUCACAGAGAAACACUGCGGAUUAGCACAGUCUCUGCUCUUCCUCCUCAACAAGACAGGGGCGUCUCUGCAGCAGAAAGCUGAGGGAUGGAAGGAACGAGUGAACGAGAGUCAGAGCUCCAGGUCACGCACUCCCACGCCGUUAGAACAGGACACACACUUGAGGGCCGCAGUGACUUCUCUGCUCCAGCCCGGAGACAGGGACGAGGGCUGGCAUGGGCAGGACCACCAGUUGGGCAGAGUGCCUUCUAGAGCCCCGUCUCCCCUGCAGACGCGCUCUCGUUCCGGCUCAGUGAGCGAGUCCCCGGGCGUCAGCGGAGGUCAGUCAGUCAGAGCGCUCGUCUCUCACCCUGCCUCCUCAAACCCGGUGCUGCUUCCAUUCUCUCGGGGCGACACUCUCACGCUGCUCGUACCUGAGCCACGCAACGGCUGGAUGUACGGUCGCCAUGACGCCAACCUACGCCAGGGCUGGUUCCCUGCGUCGUACGUUGCUCCUGUGGAAGAUCUCUCAUGCUUGAUUUCGAGCGGUGCGUCCCCCCGAAACCACGGUAUGAACAACCUCCUAGAACCGUCAAACCAAUCAGAAUCUGUCGAUAGCAGAAACUACGCCGAGGUCCCGCCCCUUACCAGAGGCUCCAACGACCUUCGUGCCGUCUCCCCGCUUCUUGACAGAAAGGCGGAGUCUGCGUAUGAGGCGAAGGCGAGUCAGAGCUACAGCGAGAUCCCGCCCCCGGCGCCGCCCAUUCGAAGAGCGUCGGGGGAUUUUCGGCCGGUCUCACCGCUCCUCGACAGGAGGGCGGAGUCUCACUUUGAGAGCAUGACUGGUUACUCCGUUCCUGAGAGAAAGGCGGAGCCAAACGUCGAGAGGCCGAACCCUCACAGGCAGCUGCCAGAGCAUCCUCUCUUUCCCAGGGGAUCGAAUCCUUUUGCCACGGUGAAGCUCCGCCCCACGGUGACCAAUGACAGAUCAGCACCGAGAAUCCACUGACCAAUAGCGGCAGGCGAAACCGGUCACUCUGAUUGGCUCCGAGAUUUUACCACAACAUGAUCUGCUUCGGAACAACAGAAAAUUUGAGCAUUUAACAUGAGACGAGCCAGAAAAGUACAUUUGGGAUUGUUCUUCCAGUUUUAUUUCUUAAAAGGUGCCGUAAUUCCCUAAAUUCCACGCAAACACCUAAAAUCCUAAAUAAGCCUGUCCAACUUGACACCAGAAAUUCGGCAGCAUUCAUUUCGUAUUUUUCUCUUGUACGUUUGCACAUAGUUAGCACAGUAGGUUAUCUGUUUGCUUGUUAACUAGCAUUCCUUCGCUAAAUUAACUUCGCUAGAUUAGCUUUUUAUUUAAUGGGUUAGCUUGUAGCUGGGCAGCUUUUGCUAGCUCGAUUGCAUUUCAUUUGAGAUUACAUUUUCAAAUGCUAGGUUAGUCUUAAAUUGCUAGGUUAGCAGUUGCUAGCUGGAUUAUGUUUCAUUUGCUAAAUUAGGUUUGUCUUCCAAGAUUAGCUUGUACUUACUAAGUUUGCUUUUGUUUGCUGCUGGGUUAGCCCUUACUCUCUAAGGUAGCUGUUGCUAGGUAGAUUAGAUUUAUUUUGCUAUAUUAUAUUUGUCUUCCAAUAUUAGCUAUUGUUUGCUAGGUUAGCUUUUGCUAACUAUGUUAGCCUAGACUGGCUAGAUUAGCUAUUGCUAGCUAGAUUAUGUUUCGUUUCCUAAAUUAGCUUUAUCUACCAAGAUGAGGUUAGAUUUUGCUCAGAUUUAAAUGCAUAAUUAUGGUAAAAGCUGUGUGGGAGGGAUUAGCAACAUCAGCCUUGUGAUUGGUGGGGAAAAAACAAGAUUAGCCAUGGCAUCUGUACAUUCGAUGAGGAAACGUUUUGGUGAAGUAAAUUUAGACAGCGGAAAGUCACCGCUUUUUCAGGGUUUGUGACAAAGGAGUCACCGGGUUUCGCCUUUGUCAGACUUUAAUGUCUGUUUUGUUUAGUCACUGACUCGGUUAUGAGUGUGUGUUUUGUCUGAUCUCACCUCUACAUGUGUUUAGUUAAGAGUGUUAUGUGUUUAUACUGUGAUGUAAUGUAGAUUAUGUGCUGAGUGUUCUCCUCUGAACAUAUUGAAGCACUGCCAUUCCAAAACACUCACUUUGGAGAGUGUGUGUGUAGGUGGGUCUUCACUUUCACGCUGCAAGAGUUAUUAAUCUCAUAAGAUAAAUACAUCACCACAUGAAAAUGUACUCUAUUAUUAUAUGCCUAGUGUCCUAGUAUGACUAAAAUAUUAAUAAACAAAUAAUAUAUAAUUGCUAACUUGUGUUAAACGUUACAUUUGAUUUUAUUUUUUUUUUUUUGUCAACAUUCUCUUUAUCCCAAAUCAGCUGAUAUCCAAAUUUUGUACUGGAGCUACGAGACUAAUCAGAAGUACUGGAAGUUUCCUCAUAGCCUCAUAACAGGUAGCCCCGCCUCCAAAAGGUAGGCCACACCUCCUACCUGAGUCUGACGCAGAAUCUAGGUCAAAACACAUCAACAUUAAGCGGUGACAGUCAGGAUUGCUCGACCCUACAGCACAGUAAAACAUGCUUGCUAGGCUAAUUCUUGCUUGCUAAUGAGCUUUUCCCACUAAGUUAGCUUCACUCACUUGCUAGUUUGAUUUUUGCACUCCGUAAAUUACCUUAAUCCCUAGAUUAGCCACAACUUGCUAGGCUAGCUGAUGUUAGAUAGGUUAUGUUUCGUUUAGUUUAAAUUAGCUUUUUGUCUGCCAAGUUUAGCUUUUACUUGCUAUGUUCACUUUUUGUCACUAGAAUAGCCAUGACUUGCUAGGUUACCUGUCAAGUACUAAAAUAUCUUAUAAAUAUCACUUCUAACAUACAGCUCCGCCUCCAAUGUUUAGGCCACGCCUCCAGGCCUGAGUCUGAUGCUGGUAUGGAAUUGUAGUUUGCAUUUAUCUAAAUUGGUAUUUACACCAAGCAGAGAGCUAAAGAAGCAAAUUUUCGACACCAAACAUCUUUGCAGAAUGAAGUGGUAAAAGCGACACGUUUCUUUUCUGGAACUUUUACGCAAAAUAUGAAAAAAAAAAAAACGAGUCCACAUGCUUUGUGUUCAAGGCAAGACUUCACUUUAUUUCUCUCUUGAUUUUUUUCAUUUUUCUCUCUUUCUUCACAGCUCGUCGUCACGCUUUGUCAUCGUUGAUUUUUUUUGCGCAUCGUCGUUUUACCGGCUCUAUCCGAGGGAGCAAGGGAGAGGACGGGGCGGGGUGGGUGAGAAACGGAGAAAAGGAGAGUAAGAACAGAACGGAGGAGAAAGAGAGAUGGAAAGGGAGGUGUGAAAAACAGAAAGCAGGAUUCCCGGCAGGUGAUGUGGGUGUUUUCUGUAUAAAAAAAGAUGUAAAUAAAUA